AUGAAAUUCGGCUCAACCGUGAAGAGCCUGAAACAUCACUGCAAAUCGCUGGUUGAUGCCUCCAUUUACAGGCAGAGGUUGCUCUUGGACAAUGUAGAGUUGCCUGACACCCAGCUGCUGGAAACGUUGAGUCAAGGCUCCGAGCUCCAAAUGAUUCUCCUGCCCUUCCAGGAGGAGGUCCAGGCCCUGGAAACAGCACUGGACGCGUUGGAAAGUCACGCGGAGCAUGGAAACACGCAGGAGCUGGAGAAGGUCUUGCGGAUUCCAAUCCAUCCCGACCCUCCGCCACAUCUCAUGGACAAAGAAUGGUGGCGUCGCUUCCCACGCAAGCGUCUGAAGGGCGUAAGAUCAUUUCGAUGCGCCCUUCUUGCCGGAGUUAUUGCCAAUGAACCAGAGUGUGUACGAUUGCUUCUGGACGCUGGCGCCAAUCCUUCGCAACGCGAAGUCUUGAGUAUGGCUGUGUGGAAUGGGAAUCGGGAAAACGCGAGCUUGUUACUGCAAGCCAAAGCGGAUCCAGACGAAAUCUCCUAUCGUUGGAACGAGCAGCGCACGCCUCUGCGCAUUGCUGUUAACGAGGCCGACGUGCCGAUGGUUGAGUUUUUGCUUCAGAAUGGAAGCGGAAAGGAUGUGGUCGACGACAAAGGUACAACAGUUUUGCUGUAUGCUUGCAGGCUGGGUCAUGAUCAGGUGGUUGAUGUAUUGUUAAGGAGCGGUGCCAACGUGAAUCACGCAGCUGCGGAUGGGGAGACGCCUUUGCUUGCUGCUUCCCGCAAGAAUCGCUUCGAGACAGCGAAAUCGCUAUUAAAAUAUGGCGCUGAGAUAAAUGCCAGAGACUCUGUCAAUCGGACAGCCUUGUGGCUUGCAGCUGAAGGGAAUUUCAUCAUGAUGGCCGAGUAUUUGCUUCAGUCCCAGGCUGAAGUGGAUACACUGGAUAGUCAAAAACGAUCAGCCUUGUGGGAGGCCGCUUCCCAUGGCCACCUGGAAAUUGCCACGAUGUUGCUGAUACGUGGUGCCCAGCCCUAUCUCACCAAUACAGAGGGUCUCACCCCGGUGGACAUUGCCAGAAAGAACAAGCGCCGGAGACUUAUGGAUCUCUUCCGCAAAGACGAGAUCUCCGUUAUCAAAAGACCUGCGGCGAAGUCAAAACCAACCGUGAUGCCGCUACAUCGAAGGGAAAGGCUCCAGCCCUCCCUCUUGCGCUCAGCUGGAAUGGAGCUGGGCAAGUUUAUGGAACCAGCUUUGUCGGGAGCACAUGGGGCCUGGCUGGAAACCUGUUGCGAAAUCCUGCACAAGGCUAAGUGGGCCCGUGGGCCACAGGCUGGAACGGCAGACUGCACACUCUUGGAACAUUUGCUCCCUGGCACAACAGCUCCUGGAGAUGUCAAAGAUAUUGUCGCCCAGGUGUCUUUGCUGAGAUCCUUUGCUGACAUCUCGGAUUCGCCCUUUGACUGGACUCCCGGGGUGCAUGGCAUUUGGUACUCCGAUGGACAGCAGCCACAACUGGUCUACCUACCACAGGCAGUCGAGGAACUCUGCAGGGAUGAUCCUGACAACGCAGUUCAGAGGAUCAUGUCCAUGGUGCAGCGGCGUGCUGAUGCAGAGGAGGAGGAGUUCAGCCUCCCAGAGGGCCAUGUGCUCUAUCGAUUUGAGACCACUUCAGGAGAGUGUCCAAUCAGCACCUUGCCGUUGCUGCAGACGCGGACGAUCGUGGAUGAACACAUCCGCCAACUGCUGUUUCUGAAGGCACCGACGGAGCCCUGGGUGGUGAUGCUCUUGAUACCGAGUCAAGAGAUGGGAAGCGCCGCGCGCUUGAAACUGAAUGGCGCGGUUGGUGGUAGCGACACGCCACGCUUUGCCUUGCUGAGCACGGAGAAACAGCUGGGCAGAGCAAUGAUUGUACCUACUGAAGGCGCCUACGGCAACUUCGAGGACCUUUUCGAUGCGGAGCUACGGAGAGACCCGCCAAAGGGCUUGCAGCAGGUCAGACGAAUCUUUGUGAUUUCACCUGUCUGGGAUUGUUUCAUCGAUGGUUGUGGCAUCCCGGAACAACGUUGUGCUUGGUAUGGCAACUUUGCCCUGGAUAUUCCACUGCUCGAGGAAUUGCGAAGUUCCAAGGUCUUCCAGGUGCUGACCGUUGAUCAGGACCAGCGCGAACGCUCCAUCGAGGCUCUGUUGCCCUUCGUUCGCAGCUGCGUGGCGCAGGACCAGAAAUUCACCUUGGUUCCCAUCCUGGUGGGUGGUCUCAUGACAGAGAAGGCCCAAGAGUAUGUUUCGUUGCUGUCGCCUUACCUGGCAGAUCCAGAGAAUCUCUUCAUUGUGGCAGGAGAUGUGGAAACUUUGACUGAGACCUUCGAUUGGGAAAGACUAUCAGAUUUGUCGGGUGGGCCGGAACGUUUCAUGAUCGAGGCGCCGAAGUUUGUGAACCGAGCAGAUCAGGCAGAAGUUCCGACGGUGAAAGAGGAUAAAGAAGGUGGUUCCGAUCUUCAGCGCCCUGGAACUCUUCCUGUCGAUGAUGGCGGCGGCCCCAAAGAGGGAAGAGUUGGAGAGGUUUCUGCAGAACAUCAGUCUUCCAGUCGUUGUCUCAAUCGGCCAAAGUCGGAACAGGUGUCGGAACAGGCCAAAGCAGAUGCCGCCGUGUCCGACAUUUCAGGAGCAGGAUGGUGGGAGAUGGCUGCCAGCCACUUGUCAUCGCUGGAGGAUCGCAUGGUGACCCUGUCUGAGAAGGUGAAGGAGCUGACUUCUGCGCAUAACGCCGUGGUCAUCGCAAGCGGAGGUGAAAGGGACGGUGCUUUGGAGAAGCUUCAAGAGGAGGUUCAACGACUCCACGAAGAUCGCCUGACGCUUCACCAGACUGAAGAGUUGGCAGCGCAAGCCAAGGAGCAGUUGAAGGCGCAGACAGCUGAAGUGCAGCAGGUCUUUGCUAGGUGGGAGAGUCGCUUUGAGACCCUUUGCUCACGGGUGGAAGCGGAGUCUUCCUUGCGCAUGGGGGAGACCAAAAGGAGGAAGGAGUCUGAGCAGCUCCUGAGUUCACUGUUAAACGACCUGGGUGACUUGCGAAAGGAGUUCAAUGUGAACACCGAGGCGGCAAGCCGCGCAUGCGAGAGUGGCUUGAUACGCUGGGGCAGGGCCCGAGGACCAGAGCUGGAGUCUCGGGACCUGCCGGCACUGCCGGCGCCGAGCCCAGAGCCGGUGGCCACGCUGGCCACGGGGACGGGGCGCUGGGUGCCAGGCACCCUGCAGUCCACGGGGUCGCCCUACCAGUCGCGCUAG
This is a messenger RNA of Cladocopium goreaui, 3270 nucleotides long. Lineage: Eukaryota; Dinophyceae; Suessiales; Symbiodiniaceae. The record is from the annotation of a GenBank genome assembly.